Molecule: messenger RNA, 684 nt
Organism: Blastomyces dermatitidis ER-3
Lineage: Eukaryota; Fungi; Ascomycota; Eurotiomycetes; Onygenales; Ajellomycetaceae
Exons: 2
Coding region: 1-684 (227 amino acids)
Source: RefSeq, a predicted model, not a curated record
AUGAGUUCAAAAGUACACUCAGUUGAUGUGGAAAAAGAUGCUUUCUCAAAUACUAUUCCUGAGAUUGAAAUUCUGAAGAGAAGAAAGAAAGAAGAGAUAGAGAAACAACAAGUUCUUGAAAUACAGGAACUUGAAAAAGCAAGUAAAAUUCUUGAAAAGCAGUGUCUGAGUGAGAUGAAUGAAGAAGUUCUGUUAAUUCUUCAUGCUCAGGCUAGACAACUACAGGAAGUGAUCAAGUUCAAACUUGGAAUUUCAAAUACAAAGAAAACAUAUGCUCAAGCAGCUGAAUCUGCUGUCUCUAAACCUGCUGUCUCUAAAUCUACUGUCUCAAAACCUGCUCAAAAUUCUGAGAAAACUGAGAAGAAUACUGCUCAUGCCUCUAUUCAUAGAAAAGUGGAAAAGAAAAUGCAAAAAGAGAAAAACUUUCAAAUCUCCAGAAAUAGAAGACUUAUUCUCAAAGUCUCAAACCAGGACAUUCUGCAAAGAAACAAGCUAAACUCAAAUCUCAUUUUCAGAAUCAGAAAUGAAAUUAACCAGCAGUUCUUUUCUCAGUUAAUGACUGAUAUUGAAGUUCAAAAACCAGUUAUAGCUUCAAUUGAAUCAUCAUUCUUUGAAAACUCCAUCAUUCUGACUACAAUACCUGAAUUCAGUACUGAAUUCCUUAUUCAGAAUGAGAAUCUCUGA